Molecule: messenger RNA, 6910 nt
Organism: Phyllotreta striolata
Lineage: Eukaryota; Metazoa; Arthropoda; Insecta; Coleoptera; Chrysomelidae
Source: the annotation of a GenBank genome assembly
ACAUUUCAUUCAUUGUGAUUUUCGCAAUCAUAAAUUUUUUGUGUCGCUUUCAUUUUCAUUUCGGUUAAUUCCCAAAUUAUGAUCUCUUCUAUUCAUUGAGGUCAAUACGAAAAAUACGGAAUAACGAGCGUAGUUGCGAAGGUCAGGUCGAGCACACAGGAGGUAGUAAGAUUAUAUGGAGACGUUCUCCAAUCGGCCAGGCUGCCCUUGAUGACGGAAGAUUUUUGUGGGUACGUGGGGGUCCGAGGGCCGAAUACCUAGUGGCGAAUCGAAUCCGGUGCUCGCAACGCAACGCACGUAGUCGACGGGGCUCAGGUUCUCGGACUCUCGGGCGGGCAAAAGGCAAGAGGCGAAUCAGUCUUUGGUAGUCUCAGUUGUUGGAGUGUCGUGCGCACUGCGAACGAGUUAGCGCGCAUCGACGGCGAUCUUUUUUUCUCUCUGCGUCGCGUGUGCUUCGCGGUGUGUUCAGUUCAGUACGAAAUUCUAAAGUGUUCGCGCGCCGAACUCUAAUGACAAUUUGUAUAGCGCGGAUAAAUUUAACAACGAACUAAGAUGGCCGCCGAUUCGGGAAUGGAAACCUGCCCUUCGCCAGAAAUCGCCGAUUCCAGAAAGAGACCGCUGGACGGUGACGCCGAGAACGGGGACACGAAACGCUCCCACUUCAGCUCAGAUGGAGGUUCGGAUGAGGAAAGAACGGCGUCAGGUGGCGAUGGCACGUUUCACUUCAAAUUACUGGUACCCAGCGUGGCGGCAGGAGCCAUCAUCGGCAAAGGGGGCGAAACCAUUGCACAGUUACAAAAAGAAACUGGGGCCCGUGUUAAAAUGUCCAAGUCUCACGAUUUUUAUCCAGGCACGACGGAGCGAGUAUGUUUGAUAACGGGUAGUGUGGAAGCAAUUAUGAGUGUAGUAGAUUUUAUUAUGGACAAAAUUAAAGAGAAACCUGACCUAACGAAAACUCUAAUCGAUUCGGAAAAUAAAAUGCACGAGCGAGAUAAGCAAGUAAAAAUUUUGGUGCCAAAUUCGACGGCCGGUAUGAUAAUCGGCAAGGCGGGUAAUUACAUAAAACAAAUCAAAGAAACUAGCGGCUCGUACGUUCAGAUCUCCCAAAAAGCCAAAGACAUAAGUUUACAGGAAAGGUGUAUUACCGUUAUAGGGGAAAAGGAACAGAACAAACAGGCCUGCAUGAUGAUUAUAAGUAAAAUAGUCGAGGAUCCCCAAAGCGGCACGUGCCUGAACGUGUCGUACGCGGACGUGAGCGGCCCGGUAGCGAACUACAAUCCCACGGGUUCCCCGUUCGCCAAUCAACAAUCCUCCAGCGCUUUCACCGCCUCGUCGACGAACCUGAACGGCGGCCUGAGCACCGCCGUUUCGCAGAGCCUGCUUCUCAACGGUGGCAUAAAUUUGAAUUUGAAUUUAUCCGCCGCCGGCCAGAACAUCAGCAAUGUCACGGCUCAAUUGUUGGAUCACAUUAAGAUGCAACUGAGAACUACCGGUCUUGCGGAGGCUCAAAUUGGAGAAAUUUGCGCGGCUCUUGCAGUGCUUGCCAAAUAUGGAGUCAUUUCUGUAGGAUUAGGACUAGGCGGGACUCACCAUGCGGCCCUACCCGUUUCUAAUUACCUCAGUGUCAUGGACUCCACCGGUGCGACAAACGCUGGCACAGGAGUAUUCGGAGCGAUCGGUCAGGUUAAUUUGGGAGAUCAUCUAGGUGCGAACUCCACGGCUCCUCGAUCAAAUUUGGAGCGUUACGAAUCCGCUUUCGACCCCUUUAGGCACCAAGCUUCAGCGGCCACGGCUCCCAUCUCCUUGAACAACAACAGCUUCGGACUGGGCACCAACCAAGCCAUGACGGUGUUGAACAAGAGCCCGACGCCAGCCGAGCUCAACGGCAACAAGGACUCCAAGAACGUCGAAAUUGCCGAGGUCAUCGUUGGAGCCAUUCUUGGUCCGGGCGGGCGAUCGCUGGUGGAAAUCCAGCAAAUCAGCGGCGCCAGCAUACAGAUAUCGAAGAAGGGGAUCUUCGCGCCGGGCACCCGCAAUCGCAUCGUCACCAUCACCGGCAAUCCACAUUCCAUCACUACGGCCCAGUAUCUGAUCGAGCAGCGCAUCAACGAAGAGGAGCUGAAGAGGGCGCGCAAUAACGGGCUCGGCACGCUGGCCAUCCAGUGAUUGAGCGACGACGACGAGCCUCAAGGCGACCUCCAAAAUUUUAGUACAAACAGCAGAAGUCCGCGGAAUGGUAGAGCAAUGAAAGAGGGGAGUGUGUCGGGCGGUGAUGCUUUCGUUGUUGGAUAAUUUAGUUGAAAAUUGUUGAAGGUGUUUAUUUUGUCGUUAGGGUGGAUUUUUAGGCUGGGUUCUCUGCAGGCAAAACUUUAAAAUGAACCUGUUUUGUUCAGUUUAACGGUUUUAUUGUUUUAUUGGCGCUGUUGGAAAUUUUGUGUUACUUCUAAAUUAAUUUGAUGUUCUUUUUCGAGCGUCUAAAACGUUCAAGAGGACCCAGAAAUUGUUAAUGUUCUAAAUUUUAAAUAUUAAAAUCUAUAAAUUUUAUUCCUUUGAAGCGAACAAUUCUAAGUCAAACGUUUUUGUGUAGUUGAAAUAAUAUUAUAUUUUUGUUGUAAUUAUAACGAUUGUUUAUGUAAAAUACUUGUUUUUCCGUCAAGAAAGUGAAUUGUUAUGAACUGAUCUGAUUUUUUACAGGUAGUUUUAGAUUUUUAAGGAUUUUGAUCGAAAUUGUGAUGACUCAUUCAUAUAAUCACUUCUGGUGUCUGUACCAAUCAUUUUUUUUUUGUUGUAUCACAUUUCAGUGUACAUUAUUUAAUUCGUUUUAACGUUUUAACCAUUCGACAUAGAUGUACUAAAAUGUUUCCUAAUUUUUAGUUAGAUUAUUAACAAAUUUGGGCAAUCGAGGAAACUCCUUUAAAAAGGUGUUAAAAUGUUUCCAAAUUUUUUUAGUUAGAAUGUAAAAUUUAUAUAACAAUUUUUGCCAAAAAAUACUCAUUUUUAGUUUAGUUUAAAAUGAGUAUAAAACGUGGCUAAAAAUUUUACUAACUAAAUUCUACUGAAUGUUCAAUAUUCUACUGAAUUUUUUAGUAUUGUUUAUUAAAUUUUCCAGUCUGUUUUGCGAGUUUUCUAUUGAAACAAGCGUUCGUAUUUUUGGAAGAUGUUUUCAAAACGGUGGAAGUUGUUUUUAUUAAAUGGUUAGGGUUUAUCGAACAAUUAGAAACGCGUUUACGUUAUUGAUCAAUACAAUAACCAAUUUGAUUAUUUAACCAGACGGGUAUGAAUCUAACGCCAAAUUACUAUCAAUGCAUGAAUUAUUGCAGUUUUUUCAAAGAACCCGUCUGAUUACAGGCAAACGCCGCUUUAAAUAUUAGGUACUCGCAAUUUUAUUUUAAUUCGUUUCUCAGGUGUACGUUGAUGAUUGCCUAUUACUUAGUAAUGUAUAUUGUGAUUGGUAAUUUACGAUUAUGAUGGUUAAAUUUGCUACAAAUAUAUUAAGUAUUUCCAUCAUUUUCCUGGAAGCGUGUACCUGCAACAAAACCUCAAAGAAAUCUAUAUUUUUGCUGGUCGAUACUUGACUAGAGAUUGAAGUCGAGUUUUUGGACCAAGUCGUAGAUUUAUGAAGUAAUGAGUUAAUUGGUAGUACUUAUUAGAUUUUUUUUCUUCGUUUCCUUUCCAUGGGUGCUGGGUUAAAUUUAUCUCCACUCCUUUUCUUUUUACCUUAUAAUUUUCUUUCUCCUUGAGAGGAUCUUAUUUUAUUUUUUCUUUCAUAAUGGACUCGCCUAAACUUUCUACAGAUUUUCAUGGUAUAUUGGGAAUAUAAGUACUGCUUAGAACUGCAGAAUCUACGAUUUAGUCCCUUUACCAAUCAAGAGUUAGUUUAGAUUAAUAAGAAAAAGGGCAUAUAGUUGUAAAUAGUCAUUAGAGAAUUAGUCAUCUAUUUCACUUCGGAACUUGUUACAUUGUUCUUAUAGGUUUUACUCAAAAUACGAAGUAAUUACGCAGAGAUAAAUGUGACUCGCAAAUCAUAUAUUGUUGUUAUAUUAUAGUACGUUGUUAAUAUUGUUAAAGUUUGGACACGUCUCGCACGAAAAAUUUAACUUGGUUGUGUGUUUAUUAAUAUUGUGGUUGCGAACAAUGCGUUUUAGUUGCCAGUUUGAUAGAAAAAAUUAUUCUGUUGCAAAGUGCCUAAUUGAAUUUUGAUCAAUUUGUUUCGAAUAUCUCAAAUUGACUGAAAGCGCUUUUUUGAAAAUUAAAUUUUUGAUGACACCAAGUUAAACAGUUGCUGAGAGGUGAUUUUAUACACAUUCAUAGUUUAAUCGUUUAAAUGUUUGUGAUGAUCAUAAUAUACUAAAUUUACAUAAUAUUACAAAAUGUAAUUUAACGGAACAAGCUCUUCAAAGAUUAUAUUUAAUGUUAAAAAACGUUUCAGAUGAUAACGUGUUGUUGGUAAAAAAAUCUUCACAUUUAGCUUUCAUACUCUCAUAAAAUCUGGUCAUUUUCGUAUAAAUUUACAAAAGUACUAGCUAUAUAAAUAAAUUUAACUAUUGCGUUAAAUGACCAGGCUAUAUCCCAUAUAAUACCAUAAAAACUAUUCGUGAAUAUACUAUUGCUGUGAUAUAUUCAUUUCCAUUUCCAGAUAUCGUUACCCAAUAUACGCUUUGUUGAAAAUUUUAUUGAAAUAGCGGAACCGAUUUUCAAACUAGGAAAAUAUUUUUAUUAACAUCAGCAUUAUUGAAUUAACAACUUUUUAGUUACACAGGAGUCUUUUGAAUUGAAAUGCAUUGAUGAGAACUGGUUUGAAAAUUGGAAAUUUUAACCAAAUUGAAUGAAAAUCAAAUCAUCGUAGAUCAUCUUGUCAGGUUUUUUAAACUCAUCAUUGUAAACGUAGUGAUUGAUAUACAGAUAAGAUCACAAUAUUGUCUAAUUGCGCACUCGUUAAAAGUAUUUUCCACCCGAUUUAUCCGAUCGUAAUUUUCGGAUAAAUCGACAUGUACAUUAGACAUUUGGAUUUUAUUCUGUAUGGAGAAAACCCAGUUACAUUAUUUUUAUUUUAUACGAGUACAUACAAUUUUACGUCAAAAAACUGUUAAUUAUAAAAUAUAUUUUAUUUUUAUAUAAGUGUAAUAUGUUUAUUUAGAUGUGUAUAAAUUUAAAUAUGUUUAUAAAAAAUAUUUUUGUUUGGAUAGAUUUUAUCGCAUUGUAAAAAGCGUUGUUGUCGUAUGGCAUGGGAAAAUUACCGGAAAUUUUAUUACAUUACAUUACUUAUAUACGUUAUUUGAUACACAUACUGUUUAAUUUAAGUUGAAAGCUUUUGUAAGUACAACUUUCGAAAUAUGUGCGUAAAAUUUCUAAACUCAUGCUGUACAAGUUACUAAUUUAUUACACACAAAUGGCCUAUAUACACUAAAGAUAUAUGUGAAAUGUUGACUGGUCAUAUUACUAGUUAGAAACGUAUAUAAACGUUUUAUAUAAGGUUAACCAACAGAUCUAUUGCUUACCAAUAGUUAUUGAUAAGGCUAAUUUAAAUUCAUCAAAAUUUGAACUCUCAUUCACGAAAGAAGAUCGGAAUUUACCAGUACACAACGUCAAUUGUUAUCACUAUAAUUACAUAACAUACGUAAUUAUAAGGGAGACUUAAAGAGCAAUAAAACGCCAAACACACCUUUUCAAUAAGUAAAUUCCUUUUUGCAUUAUUAUUGUUCUUGGUACAUUCAACUGCAACGUUUCUGCAACUAUCCUUAUUGCACUGCUAAAAAUAUUCUUUUGUUCUUUCCCCUUCAUAUUGCUGAAAACUUCGUUUUUUAAACGAACCCAUCAUAAAGCCUUAUGUUUGGCUUGAUUUUUUUGGGCCUGGAGGAAAAGUUACAAAAGCAAACCGGCCUUUGCAGUUUAUAUAAUUGAGUCCCCUUUGAGAAAUUAAUCCAGAAUUAUUACUGCAGAUAGUGACAAUAAAAUUAAUUAUGCUAAAUAUAUAAUGUAUUUUCUCGAGUGAUGAAUUUAAAAAAGUCAAUUAAUACUCGACACGGGUCAAAUAGAAAUGUGUGAUAUAAUUCAUUUUGUUUUAUUCUUUUUUUGCUUUGAUCUAAAUUGAGAUAAUACUAUUUGGAAUUGAGCAGUGGUUUUUGUUCUAAUAGCGAUUUAUCCAAAUAAUAGUCGAUUAUUUUCACGUUAAAACUGUCCACCAGCAAUAGUUAACGAUUAUUCAUAUUGAUUUAUGUCGAUUUUAACAAUUUUAUUAGUCAUUGUAACAAUAGUGAUAUGAUUUUUUACUUGUGAUUGAAAAGUGCUGUAAAAAGGAAUAAGAUUCCAAAAAUUGUUAUUUUGACACUGCUGACGUUAUUGAUGUAUAUUUUCCAUUUUAUCAUUUGUUAGUGGCAGUUGAAGAGUAGUUAGUCUGGGUAUAUACAUAAUAUAUAAAUAUAUAUAAAAAAUAUUGUUAAAACACAUUAAAUUUCAAUAAAAUCAUAGUGCCAUACAACGUUAUUAUUCAUAUUACCUCAUUUCAUCUUCCACAUCCAUUCGUUUCCAUUCUUUUUUUUAUUUGAACCAUUAAGCCAUUAGAGACGUGGGAAUCACCUAACUUUGGAUGAAUAUGCCCUGGAUAAUUCACAAAAUCGGGAUUAAAACUAAUUAAAAUUUAUGAAAUACGUAUAACAAUGGUAACGUGCUGUGAUAUAAGCCACUUAGCCCCUUUCGAUUAUCAUACAGAAAUAUUUAUUUUACAUUUUUACAAGAAUAUCGAGCAUUUUAUUUAUUUUUACUUAUUGGGUAUUAGUCACCUAUCGUUCCAUUCCGCACUGGAUCAUUACUAUAAAAGUAUUUCUCUUAAGAAAUUGAUUGUUAAUUGUUAUCGUUUGUAAAAAUUUUAUUAAAAUUUUAUUUUUUAAAAAAUGACUGAAUAUAUCUGUAA